This is a messenger RNA of Lagenorhynchus albirostris (white-beaked dolphin), 1469 nucleotides long. RefSeq names its product STIL centriolar assembly protein (gene STIL). The record is from RefSeq and is a predicted model, not a curated record. Lineage: Eukaryota; Metazoa; Chordata; Mammalia; Artiodactyla; Delphinidae. Gene Ontology annotation, biological process: protein localization to centrosome; mitotic spindle organization; smoothened signaling pathway. Gene Ontology annotation, cellular component: centrosome; centriole. The transcript is spliced from 10 exons. The coding region runs from base 160 to 1278 and encodes 372 amino acids.
GCCCUGGUUCCCGCGACCUCAACGUCCCAGAGGCGGGGCGGAGUCGGCGGAGGCGCUCCUUGGGGCCGACCUCUGUUCCGGCCCAACAAACAAACCUCGACUCGGCGGAGGUUGAGGAUCCUGAGCAUGUGAAAUUGAGUAAAUCAUUCACCAACUAUCAUGGAGCCUACGUAUCCUCUCACAGGGACCCAGAUGAAUACCAGGUUUUCUUCAAGCAGGAUGGUGCCUUUCUAUUUUCCUCCAUCAAAAUGUGCACUUUGGAACCCAGUGCCAAUUGGAGAUUAUAUCUACUUACGUCUCAAUUACCACAGAAAUCCAAAGCUUGUGGUAACUGAAAAGACCAUCCGACUUGCUUGUCGUCAUGCUAAGCAGAAUAAAGAAAACUUGCCAUGCUUUUUACUUGGUUCUCUCACAGUAGAUGAAGAUGAAGAAAGUGUGACAUUGACAAUAGAUCGUUUUGAUCCUGGUCGAGAGGUACCUGAAUGCUUAGAAAGAACCCCUACUGCUUCUCUUCCUGGGGACUUUGUGAUCCCAUGCACAAUUCAUACUCAAGGACUUUGUUCAAGAGAAAUAAUAGUGCACAAUGCAGAUGACUUCAAUUCAGCUUUUAAGGCUCUGCAGCAUCAUGUGUGUAGCAAAGAUUCCUUGGAUUGUGGUAAACUGCUUUCCCUAAGAGCUCAUAUCACUUUCAGGGAGAGUUUGGACACUGUGGAUUUUGACUUGGAUUGGGCAGCAGUAACUCUAGCAAAUACCUUUAAAUGCACACCUGUGAAGCCCAUCCCCAUUAUUCCAACAGCUCUGGCAAGAAACUUGAGCAGUAAUCUGAAUAUUUCUCAAGUUCAAGGUACCUAUAAAUAUGGAUAUCUUACCAUGGAUGAGACACGCAAAUUGUUACUUUUGCUGGAAACUGAUCCCAAGAUUUAUUCUCUCCCAUUAGUGGGAAUCUGGCUGUCUGGAAUUAUACAUAUCUAUAGUCCUCAGGUGUGGGCUUGCUGCUUGCGAUAUAUGUUCAGUUCUUCUAUUCAAGAAAGGGUUUUUUCAGAAUCUGGAAAUUUCAUUAUAGUUCUCUAUUCUGUGACACAUAAGGAUCCUGAGUUUUAUGAAUGCCUCCCUUGUGAUGGCAGGUUACCUGACCUUCGAUUCCAGCUACUAACUAGUAAGGAAACAUUACAUCUUUUCAAAAAUCUACUUGCCAAUGCAGGGGACAUGGGCUCAAGCCCUGGUCCCAGAAGAUCGCACAUGCUGUGGAGCACUAAGCCCGUGUGCCACAACUACUGAGCCUGUGCUCUAGACACCGUGAGCCACAACUACUGAGCCCACGUGACGCGGCUACUGAAGCCCACGUGCCUAGAGCCCAUGCUCCACAACAAGAGAAGCCACCGCAAUGAGAAGCCCGUGCACUGCAACAAAGAGUAGCCCCUGCUCGCUGCAACUAGCGAAAGACCACGCACAGCAACGAAGACCCAACG